This is a messenger RNA of Metarhizium album ARSEF 1941, 1536 nucleotides long. RefSeq names its product putative protein family UPF0615. The transcript is spliced from 2 exons. The record is from RefSeq and is a predicted model, not a curated record. The coding region runs from base 1 to 1536 and encodes 511 amino acids. NCBI's taxonomy places the organism in Eukaryota, Fungi, Ascomycota, Sordariomycetes, Hypocreales, Clavicipitaceae.
AUGGCUUCGAAAAAGACCAAGGCGGCCACCGCCCCUGCCGACGACAACCUCGACGAGCUCUUCCAGGGCAUCGGGGACGACGCCAAGUCCAAGAAACCGACGAAUCCCAAGUCUGCCAAACCCGCCUCGUCGGCGUCCAAGGCACAGGGCGACGACGACAUCCUGGCCGACCUCGAGUCCCAGCUCGCAUCCGAGCAGCCAGCGUCACGUCCGCACACUCCCCGAGGCGUCAGACGACCGGCCGGCACGCCCCCCGUCGGCGACGACAAGGCCGCCGCCGCCGCCGCCGCACGCAAGUCCAACGACAGCGCCCGAAGCUUGAAGGCGAGCUUCACGCCGAGCGCCGCAAGUUCCGAGCCCCACGAGGCCGACAAGAAGGGCCCCGUCGAGCAACCUCGGCAGCAGCAGGGCGGCGGCGGAUGGUGGGGAGGCAUCCUGUCAACGGCCACCGGCGUCAUGAAGCAGGCCGAGAAUGCCUACAAGGAGAUUCAACAAAACGAAGAGGCAAAGAAAUGGGCCCACCAGGUCCGGGGCCUGUCAGGGGGCAUCGAUGUCGGGGCUCUGCGUAACUACGGCGGCGAGCUUCGAAGCCGAGCGUUGCCCACGUUUACCAACAUCCUGCAUACUCUUGCGCCGCCGAUUUCGUCCCACGAGAGGCUCAUGAUCCACAUCACGCACGAUCUGGUCGGGUAUCCGUCCCUGGACCCCUUGGUCCACGGAGUUUUUGCCCGCGUCAUGUCGCAGGUCGAAGGCGGCGACUUGCUCGUCGUGCAGCGAGGCCGCGAGAGCAGCUCCGGACGCUACAGCGACGUCUCGGCGGGCUGGCGCGACGGUCCCUGGUGGCGCCAGACCGAUGCCGCUCGGGAGCUCGGACUGGUCAAGGGCAUGACCGAGGGCACCAAGCUGUGCCGCGCCGGCGCCGAGUCGUACGCCGGCGAGUACUUUGCUUCCCACGGGGGCAUUGAGCAGGCCAAGACCCGGGCCACGGAAAACUUGAGCGAGAGCAACCCGGUGCGGACCUCCGACAUCUUCCUGUCCGUGCAGGCCAUCUCCACCGAGGGGGACAGGACGCUGUUUGCGGGGUCCGCUUCGGCCGCAAGGGAAAAGGAGGCCUCGGCUGUCAAGGAGCAGAAUGAUGCAGACGAGCUCGUCUGCUUUGCGGUGUAUGUCCUGGAUCCCGUUCACGAGAUGGAGUUUUCUACAGUCAGCCAGAGUGUGCCCUCGAAAUGGGUCCGCUGGCUGGACGCGGCCUCUCCGCUUACUCCCCUCUCCGGUGACGAGAGCCAGGACAACCCCUUUGGUGCGGGCGUCCCAGAAGACAUCAGGGACAUUAUCGAGAGUGGCGGCGUCGACCCGCGCGAGUGGGUUGCCGAGUGGAUCGAGGAGACGCUGAGUCUGUCAGUGGGCGUCGUUGCCCAGCGAUAUGUCGCCCGACGGAUGGGCGUCGGGGAGGGCGGCUUGGGACGAGGCAAGAGGAGGGUGGACGAGCUUGUAGAGGCCAAUGCCGGAGAGGCGGCAAGAGCUGGGAUAAUCUAA